Messenger RNA from Fusarium redolens, 1209 nucleotides. RefSeq lists its product as uncharacterized. NCBI's taxonomy places the organism in Eukaryota, Fungi, Ascomycota, Sordariomycetes, Hypocreales, Nectriaceae. Gene Ontology annotation, cellular component: membrane. Gene Ontology annotation, biological process: polysaccharide biosynthetic process. The record is from RefSeq and is a predicted model, not a curated record. The coding region runs from base 1 to 1209 and encodes 402 amino acids. Gene Ontology annotation, molecular function: acyltransferase activity, transferring groups other than amino-acyl groups. The transcript is spliced from 4 exons.
AUGACUUCAAAACAAGAUGAACACAUUCAAUGGAUUGAGGGGCUUCGUGGCAUUGCAUCGACGCUGGUUUGGAUCGCCCAUGUUACACGUGCAUUUGAUCUUGAUCUCUAUUCUCCAGUCUCGAGCAAAGGACUAAGGCCACGACUUCUGCAACUUCCUUUCCUUCGGAUCAUGAUUCAGGGCAGACUGGGCGUGAUUAUAUUCAUUUAUGUCACGGGCUAUGUAUGUGCAUUGAAGCCUUUGUCACUAUUUCGACGGGGCAAUUAUGAAGCAGGCUGGAGUUGCAUUUCAAAGUCUGCGCUUCGGCGACUUCCACGCCUGUUAUAUCCUAGUGCCAUUGCAACAACUGUCGCAUGGACUGCGACACAGCUGGGCCUCUUCCAGGUCGCGAAGAUGACCGACAGCUACUAUUUGACUGAAACAGCCCAAGAGAAGUUACCAAUAUCUUUGGCUGUCAGAGAGCUCUUUGUCAAUGUCUUCAACACUUGGACUGGAGUCGGGAAUAAAUACGAUGUUCACCAGGGUACGCUCUUUGUACUUUUCAAGGGCGGGAUGUUCGUGCUUCUUUUUAUCAGUACGACUGCAAAGGUGCAAGGAAAGUUCAGAAUGGGUGCAUCAUUACUUCUCUGGGGCUACUAUUGGUGUUGUGCAGAACCAUAUUUCAUGCAAUUCUGGUGGGGAGUCUUCAUGAACGAUUUGCACAACUCCCGAGUGUUCCAGCGCAUCUCAUGGAGCAAGUCUCGAUUCAUCCCCAUCCUCGGUUUCUUGUCCGUGGCAAUCGGCCUGUUUAUCGCAUCAUACCCUGAAAGUAACAUUGAAAGGGCUUACUGGUCACGAUCGCAAGAUUGGAUACUAUCAGCAAUUCUUCCCAAGGAUUCCGAAAUUCCGAAAUUUGCAUCCAGCUUUGGGUUCAGCCUUUUGACAAUCGGUGGAGCCCUACUCCCUGGGUAUACGGACAUUCUAUCACAUCGUAUCCUACUAUGGCUUGGGAAGCGGUCUUUUGCGAUUCAGCAGCCAGAAGGCGGUUCUCCAAAGGUUGAAUAUGCAGGCAAUAUGCGGUUACUCUUCUGUUUGCCGGUCUGGCUUGGUGUUUUAUAUGGACUUGCUGAGAUCUGGACGAGAUAUGUUGACACAGCAGCUGAACGGUUCACGACCCAGCUUGUUGCUUAUAUACGACAGGAGGAUGUCAAGGGAUUAUCGCUUGUAUGA